Molecule: messenger RNA, 1902 nt
Organism: Leptidea sinapis
Lineage: Eukaryota; Metazoa; Arthropoda; Insecta; Lepidoptera; Pieridae
Exons: 8
Coding region: 1-1902 (633 amino acids)
Biological process (GO): proteolysis
Molecular function (GO): serine-type endopeptidase activity
Source: RefSeq, a predicted model, not a curated record
AUGUGGAUCAAUGUUUUAACCGCUGCCUCUGUACAGGAACAAGUCUGUGAGCAAUGUGUGCUCGUAGAACAAUGUCCAGCUUUCCUAAGAAUGAGUUUAGAUGAACAAUCAAAUUGGCUUCAGCAUGUUCCUUGCGAUGGAAGCAAAUACAACCGGACAACCACAGUGUUCGGUUUUGCUGCAGUUGCCAAAGGAGAUUAUGUCUGUUGCCCCAAUUCUCAAGUUUGGGGUGUUGGCGGAAGCAAUCUUUAUUCAAACAAAACCUCAAAUCAAAAUAAUAUCAACGGCAAUUCAGGCUCCAAGAAUUAUCCAAAAAUAAAACCAAAUGACCAGAGUCUUUACGGCCGACCAUAUUAUUCUAAUAGCCCUAAUUAUUACGGAACACAGAAUGAUCCACAAUAUGAAAAUAGUUAUAAUAACCAACACAUCAAUCCGGUGACUCGAGGUUAUGGUAGCCAAAACUACUAUCCUAGUAAUCAACAAGCGGGUUCCGCUGAUAAUUAUUUAAAUGGAGAUAAUCAGAAUACAUAUAGACCAGGCAUUUAUGGUGGUCAAUCAAAUUCGCCGAAUUAUCAUAGGCGUCGACCCAAACAAAAUCUUUAUGGAGUUCAACAAAAUCCAGUCGAAUUUGGGAACCAAAAUUCAUAUGGCAAUGAUCAAGAUACGUCUAUAAAUCAAAGUGUUCCUGAAUAUCCUGAAACAAAUGGUGGGUCUUGGAAUAAUCAGGUGCCAACAGAUUAUCAAAAUAUACAAGGAGAUGAAACAACACUUUCCAGUCCAAAUCCAUAUUUUCAACAAAAUCCAAAUACAUACCAAAGCCAACCGAAUAAUGGAGAAAAUUCAAACGAGCGAGGGUUGAAUCAGUAUUGUACGAGAAUAAAAUCUAGUUUUCCGCCAAAUCCUGAAACCGGGUGUUGUGGAAAAGAUGCGUCAAAUAUGCCCAGAGUUACAGAUUUACAAUAUUUGCUUAAUAUGUUUGCCCCAUCGCAACCAACAACACGGCACCAACCAAGAGCAACAUACCCCAGGGGCAGAAAUUGGCCAACACCUUCUUACAACAACCCUUCAUAUUUUCAAAAGAGACGCAAGCGUUCCGCUCAAAAAAAUGCUACAGUUGAUGUGACCUUAGAGGACAGAAUAGCAGGAGGCCAAGAAACUGAACUGGACCAAUUCCCAUGGACCGUACUAAUGAAAACGACAUUUGAUUAUGGCAGUAAGAUCGCAGCGUUCAGUUGCGGUGGAUCACUAAUUAGUCGACGAUAUGUUCUAACAGCAGGUCACUGUGUCUAUGAACCUAAGGCUAAAGUUUCUGAAGUCGAAAUAACAUUGGCCGAAUAUGAUAAACGUACAUUCCCCGAUGAUUGUGUUAUGGUAUUUGGGGGGAGGCAGAGCUGCGUGAAGAAUGUCCGAAUGCAGGCAGAAGAUGUGAUCCAUCACCCUGAGUACAAUGACGACAGGCUUCUCAAUGACAUUGCGCUUAUAAGACUUCGUGGAUGGGCUCCUUAUACAAUAUACAUAAGACCUAUCUGCCUUCCUCCAUUCAGUAUUGACAAGGCUGACUAUUCCAACUUACCCCUUGCUGUAGCAGGCUGGGGUCGAAACGGAAAAUAUGAGACCGAUAUAAAACAAUCCACCGUCGUACACCUGAUCCCUCAUGAUGACUGUGAGAAGUCAUAUCCACAUCUAACGUCUUCCCACAUUUGUGCUGCUGGCCGAACCGGGGAGGAUACGUGUAAAGGAGACUCCGGUGGACCGCUCAUGAUGCUGUACCGAGGAAGCUAUUACGUGAUUGGAAUUGUCAGCGGUAAACGAGCGGAUAGCCCAUGCGGUUCUAAAGUUCCGUCGCUCUACACUAAUGUGUACCAGUAUUUGGAAUGGAUAAAUAAUACUAUAAGGAACUAA